AUGUCGUCGUCGUCAUCCUCUGAAAUUCUCACCCACAAACCAACCACCAACAUCUCCAUCACCACCAAUCCCCAACAUGACCUGCACAUCAACACCUCCCACGAGAUUCCCACCCCGGGUCCAAAAGAAUGUUUGGUCCAUGUCCGAGCCACGGGGAUUUGUGGUUCGGACAUACAUUUCUGGAAAGAAGGGAGAAUCGGGUCGAGUGUGAUCACGGAAGAGUGUGGGUUGGGACAUGAAAGUUCGGGAGAAAUCAUAAAAAUGGGGCGGGAAGUGGAAGGGUUUCGAGUUGGAGAUCGCGUCGCCCUUGAAUGUGGAAUUCCGUGCUCAAAACCUUCUUGCUUCGCGUGUCGAACAGGCCAGUAUCACGGAUGUCCAGACAUCACCUUCUUCUCCUCACCUCCAGUGCACGGAACACUUCGAAGAUAUCACGUCCAUCCCGCAGCAUGGUUGCAUAGACUUCCUAAUUCGAUCUCGUUUGAAGAAGGAGCGCUUUUGGAACCUUUGUCCGUGGCGUUGGCUGGGAUCGAUCGAUCUGGAUUGAGGAUGGGAGAUCCGCUUGUGAUUUGUGGUGCGGGACCGAUUGGGAUGGUAUCUUUACUUUCUGCGCACGCGGCGGGUGCUGCGCCGAUUGUUAUAACGGAUUUGGACGAGAGUCGAUUGAAGAUGGCGAAGGCACUUGUUCCGAGGGUGAGGACUGUGCUUGUGAAGAGGGAGGAGAGUCCAGAGGAGAUUGCUGGUGGUGUGAAAGCUGCGUUGGGCCAGGAGGCGAAGCUGGUGAUUGAGUGUACGGGUGUCCAAUCCAGUAUUUGGUCAGGCAUAUACGCCACAAGAUUCGGAGGCACAGUCUUCAUCAUCGGCGUCGGCAAAGACAAACAAGAGAUCCCAUUCAUGUACGCCUCAUUCCGAGAGAUCGACAUCAGAUUUCAAUUCCGUUAUCGCGAGACGUACCCCAAAGCGAUCAUGCUUGUCUCAGAAGGCCUGAUCAAUCUCAAGCCGCUGGUCACCCACCGCUAUACUUUGGAGCAAGCACAGGAGGCUUUCACAACGGCUUCAACUCCUUCGGCGAGUGCAGUGAAAGUGCAGCUUCUUGAUUGAGUGACUGCAAAGACUUUGUCCAUGAGAUGAGGUGUGGGGCGCGCAAUUCGCAUACGACCUUCGUGAUCAGCCAUAGAGAGUCAUUCCUCAUCCCCGUCGUCGUUCACCAGGUCCGAGAUCCUGAUUUUGCUUCUUACUCCUGGCAUUUCGUGGGGUGCCCAGCGUUCUAUUGCACCGACACUCUCCUUGAGCGUGAAGUUUGGAUUGGUUUCGUCGUCUUCCAGCAUGCGUGGUGUACCGCUUCCUACAGCCAUGAUUCUAUCGGACCAUCUCAUGAGUCGCUUGACCAGAUGUGGAAAUUCCAAUGCUUUCAUGCCGCCUCGCAUCUCUAUCAUUCGCUUCUGUGCGGGUCUAUGCACGUGACUCGAGGCAUAUUUGUCGCCGUACAUGUGCUCGUGAAGAGCAAUUCGUCCGACUG
Messenger RNA from Pseudocercospora fijiensis CIRAD86, 1516 nucleotides. RefSeq lists its product as uncharacterized. Gene Ontology annotation, molecular function: L-iditol 2-dehydrogenase (NAD+) activity; zinc ion binding. The transcript has 4 exons. Bases 1 to 1098 code for a protein of 365 amino acids. The record is from RefSeq and is a predicted model, not a curated record. NCBI's taxonomy places the organism in Eukaryota, Fungi, Ascomycota, Dothideomycetes, Mycosphaerellales, Mycosphaerellaceae. Gene Ontology annotation, biological process: D-sorbitol catabolic process.